AUGGUUCGUUCAGUUCCUUCCCAUUGCAGUUUUAGCAAAGCAAUCUGGAAUGCGGACAGAUACUACGACGAAGUCUGUGACUACGAACCGGAAGCGACGUCAUCUGUGACGCCCAUUCCGACUGUCACUCUGGCAAAUGGAGUCGAAAUGCCUAUGCUCGGACUAGAUCAAAUCAUGAGUGAAUGUAGACGUGUUGAGCAGUUACCAUGGGAUCCUACAGUCCUUCUUUGUUCAUGA
This is a messenger RNA of Angiostrongylus costaricensis, 237 nucleotides long. The record is from the annotation of a GenBank genome assembly. Lineage: Eukaryota; Metazoa; Nematoda; Chromadorea; Rhabditida; Metastrongylidae.